Molecule: messenger RNA, 336 nt
Organism: Hemisphaericaspora subhashii
Lineage: Eukaryota; Fungi; Ascomycota; Pichiomycetes; Serinales; Debaryomycetaceae
Exons: 2
Coding region: 1-336 (111 amino acids)
Source: RefSeq, a predicted model, not a curated record
AUGAAUGAUCCGUUGAGGUUGAGUUAUAACCCCUUGGAUGUAGAUGCACAUAUAUUAGGAAAGACCUAUUUCGAUGAUAGCGGAGGAUACAAAAUGGGUGAUGUUUCAUUUGGAAUUCUAUAUGCUGGUAUUGGUAGUUUAGUGAUGGCAUUUAUUUCUGCUUGUAUAUUCGGAGCUAGUCUUAAUGGUGGGAUUAAGAAGAGAGAAUUGGAUGAUCUUGUUGUUGGGAAGCCAGGAAAAUUGAAUCCUUAUCCUGUGGAUGUGGAUGGCUUUUACUAUAAUGAUGUUGCUUUUGUUGAAGGUACUCCAGAGGAGAUAAAAUUGUUGAAAGUUUAG